CACAGCUCUAUACCAUGCUCCAAUAUUCAGAGGUCGUAGAAGACAUGGCCCAGUAACGUGUUACCGUGGCGUUUUUAUUUGUACACAACAAUUAAAAACUGAUUAAUCCAUGGCCCAAAGUAUCUAGUGCUACUUCCGUAGAAUAGAAAAGGGGUAAUUCUGGCGUUAAGUCUUUAUUCUAUCCAUUCACAUACAGCAGAUUUGAUUCUUGCCAGGACAUCUUGCUACCAGUCAAAAAACGGCACGGACAUUGACAUUAUCAGAAAUUCCCGAACGUUAAAAAGGUCUUCUAACCCUCAAAGUACUGUAUUUAGCAGAAACAGAGGCAAAGCGUCAAAGGAAUAUAAUUUUCCCAGUGAGCCUCAAUAGCAAGCAUAAACAUGCAGAUCGCAGAAAGCUAUAUAAAGCGGCGCGAGUUAAAAGCGCAUCCAUUUUCUUUUUUCCAAUAUCCAUUUUUUGAAGGACCUGUAGUUUGUAAAUCUUGCUUGAUAUGCUUUCUCACCAACAAAUCAUGUCGCGACGUGCCCCGAUGCCGUCCACAUCAUCGUCCAGCAGCAGCGCUAACGGCAACAACGGUGCUGCAAACAAUGGUAAAACUGACGUUCAGCAUCAAAGGGCGCUUUCGCAGAUUCAAGCAAUUCAAACCGAAUCUGGUGAAGCUGGGCUUCUACGGGCGUUGCAAGCGCUCGUUUCAAACGUUCGUGAGGCGAGCGCUCAAGGCGACGACACGAAAAAGAACUUGAAAGACAUUCUUCGAAAAGCGUUGGGAGGGCAGGCAAAUACCACAAAUACGGAUCCAUUUGAGUCUACGCCAUCCCAUGAGCCGGAAGGGAUCAACUGGACACUAGGCGCAAUCAUCAAGAACUUGGAAGCGAUCACAGGUCUCAAUUCGACUAAUACCAAGGCAAUCAAAGAACUAUUGGGACUGCCACUCAAACAGCAGUUCAGACUAAUUAGCGCCAUUGUCGAGAGACUUCUAGGCACACAUGCACCCGUAAACGACCGUCACAAUACAUUUGAAGCUACCAUGAAGAUUUUAGGUACCAUGGGACCAGAGCAAGACGAACUUAUCUACUCGUUAUCACAACCGCUUCUUGAGCAGUUUCACAAUGACAUUCCCAAACCUUAUGUCAAUUAUGUCGGACACAACUUCCGGACGGCAGACGGUAGUUAUAACAGCUUAUUAUUCCCUGACGUUGGAAGAUCCGGAAGUAACUACGUUCGUACAGUAACGUCCAAAGGCCCUAUAAAUGCAAAGUUACCUGAACCAUCUGAAGUUUUCAACCGCCUUAUGAAGCGGAAAGAGUUCACUCCUCAUAAAGGCGGGAUCAAUAUGCUCUUCUUUUAUUUUGCUAUCAUAAUCACCCAUGAGCUGUUUUAUACGUCUCCUAACAAUCCAAGAAUGAACCUCACAACAAGUUAUGCAGACCAGUCUAUCCUGUACGGCUUUAAUCGAACAGAUCAAGAAUCAGUACGACAGAUGAAAGACGGGUUAAUAAAACCAGAUCAUUGGUUUGAUUCGCGUCUCGUCAUUCAGCCACCAGGUGUUGGUGCAAUGCUGAUACUUUUCUCGCGGAAUCACAAUUAUAUUGCAAAAACUUUGUUGGAAAAGAAUGAAGGCGGCCGAUUCUCCUAUGGGCCGGGCAAGCUUUUAGCUACCGAAAAGGAUCAAGACGAAGAACUAUUCCAAACAGCAAGACUUAUCAAUAACGCAUGCUUUUUCAAGGUGAUUGAACAGGAAUAUGCACGGGCAAUUCUGGGAGUGAGACAAGACGCGUACUUUACCCUCGAUGUGUUGGGCAGUCCUCCCACUCCUAUGUACGGCAACGCAGUCUCAAUCGAGUUUAACAGCACAUACCGCUGGCAUCAAGCCCUUGGCGAAGAAGACGCAGCAUGGGCAGAUUCGGUCAUCAGCACGUUGGCAGGUCCCAUGCGUGAUUGGGCCAUGAAGAACAGUGGGCAGCUGAAACAAGACCCCUCAACACAGGCCAAUGACGAAACGAAGGGAACAGACGAAGGUCGCUUUGAAGCGUUGAUUCCAGCAUUUAAUGAGCACUUUGUUCAUGCUUCCCCCGAGGAACUUGCUCUCGGUUUACCUAUUGCAGGCAUUCAUCGCGACAUGAAGACUGGCCAAUUCUCUGACUUUGAUUUGGCCAAAUGUCUUCGCCGUGGUUAUAACCAAAUCGCGUGUGAGGUCGGCAAUGGUCUCAAGGUUCCGGCUAGUUUCGAGCAUAUUGAAAUCGCCGGUAUUAUCCAGUCUCGACUUCUCAGAACUUGCACGUUUAAUGAAUUCCGACGCUACUUUAACUUGACACCACUUUCCUCGUUCGAGGAUUUCAGUGAAAUCCCUGAAGUGCAAAAAACGCUGGAAGAGCUGUAUGGUACUCCUGAUCAGGUCGAGCUAUAUACAGGAGUCAAUGUGGAGCGAUGCAAAGUGACCGGCUUGCGCUUGCCGUAUACGAUCGGACGCGCCAUAUUGGCGGAUGCCAUCAACUUAAUCCGUAACGAUCGCAUCAACGUCGAGGAAUACACACCCACUGGCCUGACAAACUGGGGUUACGAGUACUCGAUGAGUAAGAAGAAAGGUCGUAUCUUUCCACGAAUGAUCAAUCAGUUGCUGCCUCAUGCAAACGCCAACGGUCAACCUGCUUUCUCAGAGGAAGAGAUGGCCUCAUUUUUCUCUGCGCCAGGUCAUGCCCCUACCUAAACAAGAGAAAUAAUUUAAAUACACACAGUAUAUAUCAUAUAGUUUGCGAAAAAAAACCCAACAAUAGUAUUGCUAUUAUUUCCAUAUAAAUACAAGAAAGCAUUAUUUCAUAG
Molecule: messenger RNA, 2820 nt
Organism: Zychaea mexicana
Lineage: Eukaryota; Fungi; Mucoromycota; Mucoromycetes; Mucorales; Lichtheimiaceae
Product: heme peroxidase
Exons: 10
Coding region: 491-2707 (738 amino acids)
Biological process (GO): response to oxidative stress
Molecular function (GO): heme binding; peroxidase activity
Source: RefSeq, a predicted model, not a curated record